This is a messenger RNA of Arabidopsis lyrata subsp. lyrata, 1225 nucleotides long. RefSeq names its product protein CONTINUOUS VASCULAR RING 1. The record is from RefSeq and is a predicted model, not a curated record. The coding region runs from base 217 to 1017 and encodes 266 amino acids. Gene Ontology annotation, cellular component: Golgi apparatus. Gene Ontology annotation, biological process: stem vascular tissue pattern formation. Lineage: Eukaryota; Viridiplantae; Streptophyta; Magnoliopsida; Brassicales; Brassicaceae. The transcript is spliced from 7 exons.
AAAAGAUAAAUAAAACAAGACAAAUAUAAAAAGAAAAAUCGAAAAACGACAGAGAACUUCAAGUUGGAGUUAGCUAGCUAGCUUGCUUUAUGCACAGAAGAACAGUCGCCGGCUAAAGUCUCAACCUUUUUCCUCUCCGCCGUUCACAUUCACCUGCAUUUCUCCCUUCUUUCUUCUUCUCCGGCUAGAUUUCAUUGUCGCCUGAGUUUCUCGGCGAUGGGAGACGAGAAGCCGGCGAUUGUUAUGGCCAAUCGAGAAAGAGAUCGAGAGCUUCUGAUUCCCGUUGCUGAUUCCGGCGACAAAGACGAUGGUCCUUCUUCAAAGCCUUCUUCUUCUUCUUCCUCUUCUUCGCAUCAAUCCAGCCAAGAGACGUUUAGCUUGUUCAUUAGGGGUUGGGCGUCAAAGAAGUUCAUGACAGGCUGUGUUAUCCUACUUCCUAUUGCAAUUACUUUCUAUAUAACAUGGUGGUUUAUUCACUUUGUCGAUGGAUUCUUCUCUCCAAUAUAUGCACAACUUGGGAUCAACGUAUUUGGUUUCGGUUUUCUGACUUCCAUUGCAUUCAUCUUCUUGGUCGGGGUGUUCAUGUCCUCGUGGUUGGGUGCAUCGGUUCUGAACUUGGGAGAGUGGUUUAUCAAGCGGAUGCCCUUUGUUCGUCACAUCUACAACGCCUCCAAGCAAAUCAGCACGGCCAUAUCGCCUGAUCAAAAUACACAAGCUUUCAAGGAAGUUGCAAUCAUCAGGCACCCCCGUGUAGGUGAAUACGCAUUUGGCUUCAUUACAUCAACUGUUGUUCUCCAGAACUACCCAACCGAGGAGGAACUCUGCUGUGUAUAUGUUCCCACGAACCACCUGUACAUUGGAGAUAUACUACUUGUCAACAGUAAUGACGUUAUCAGGCCAAAUCUCUCUGUCCGGGAAGGAAUUGAGAUUGUUGUCUCGGGUGGAAUGUCAAUGCCACAGAUUCUAUCGACUCUUGAUAAACCUUUGGCCUCGAUUGAUAGAGCUACAAGCUUAUAGUUUCAAGUAGAAGAUUCUCUUUUUGUUGGGAUUUGUUGAUGAGUGUGUGUCUGUCUCUGGAGUCUCUUCAAUAUUGUUGUAAUAUUUCAUUUGUGUUCAGAAAAGUGUAUAAUGUAAGAUAGGUCUCUCUCUUCUUAGAUAUGAAUCUUUCUCCUGAAAAUAUUAUUUUUCUUGAAAAAGUAUUGAGAAAUUCCUUCCAUUUUUACAA